Molecule: messenger RNA, 11766 nt
Organism: Pleurotus ostreatus (oyster mushroom)
Lineage: Eukaryota; Fungi; Basidiomycota; Agaricomycetes; Agaricales; Pleurotaceae
Gene: FAS2
Product: 3-oxoacyl-[acyl-carrier-protein] synthase
Exons: 21
Coding region: 1-11766 (3921 amino acids)
Biological process (GO): long-chain fatty acid biosynthetic process
Cellular component (GO): fatty acid synthase complex
Molecular function (GO): fatty acid synthase activity; enoyl-[acyl-carrier-protein] reductase (NADH) activity; holo-[acyl-carrier-protein] synthase activity
Source: RefSeq, a predicted model, not a curated record
AUGGCAAUCAAGCAGAACGGUUCAGCCACCCCGAGUAUCAGCAUGCGUCCUAUAAUCAUAUCCUCUGGACAAAUUAGACUUUCCAUCCCCGUAUCCGCGCACGCGGACGAAUGGAUCCAAGCUGAAGUCCUUCGGGACGAAUUUACACAUGUGGAGAGCCAGACGGACGCUGGCGUUGUUGAAGGAGAAGACGAUGUUAUGGAGGCAACGGUAGCCUUUACAGCGCGUUUCCUUUCGUAUCUCGUCGACCACGAGGCGACCAAAUCACUUAUUGCGAACGUCCUUUCGUACUUCGUCAAUUCAUACCUGAAGGCCCAAGAAAUCCACACUCUUGUUGCCGCGUACACUCCGGACACGCGAAAAGCCGUUCUUCAGGCUUACUUCAAGGCUCUAUCUGCGUCAGGGGCGACCCCCGCGUCUUCUUCAGCUCUUCUCAAUGCCGCGACCAACGAGAAAGCACAAAUCUACGCCCUAUUUGGAGGUCAGGGCACCAACGAAGUGUACUUCGAUGAAUUGCAGUCAUUAUACGACACUUACACGCCCUAUGUCAAAUCAUUCAUCGAGAACGUCUCGAAAAAUGUCUUGGAACCCCUCGCGACGUCGCGACAAUCUACCACCAAUGCUUCCAGCACUUCGUUCUACACCCAUGGGCUGUCCGUCGCGUCUUGGCUAGCGGAAGGAGCCGAAUCGCGACCACCACUUUCAUACCUUGCCUCCGUCCCCAUUUCUUUCCCACUCAUCGGGCUUACGCAGCUCGCGCAAUAUGUCAUUGCUUGCAAGAUAUCGGGGUUAACGCCCCUUGACAUGCAAGAACGUCUACAAGGUGCCACCGGUCACUCGCAAGGGAUCGUAGGCGCCGUUGUCAUCGCUGUAUCGGAGACCUGGGAGGACUUCGAAGAGAACGCCUCAAAGGCCUUGAAAUGGCUCUUUUACUCCGGCAUGCGAGGCCAGGAGAUGUUCCCUGUUGUCGCUUUGGAGCCUAAUAUGGUGAAGGACAGCAUCGAAGGAGGCGAAGGUGCUCCAUCUCCCAUGCUCAGCGUCACUGGCUUGAGUCUUCCCCAGCUCGAGCCCCACAUCAAGAAGACCAACUCUCACCUUCCUGACAAUUCUCAAAUCUACGUCUCACUACACAACGGCCCCCGAGCGUUCGUCAUCACGGGGCCAGCUAAGAGUCUCUACGGCUUGGUUACGCAUCUGAGGAAAGUCAAAGCGGCCAACUCCGAUCAGAGCAAGGUUCCAUUCAGCGAGAGGAAGCCAGUUUUCUCCACGAGGUUCUUGGUUGUCGGCGUCCCCUACCACAGCAAAUACAUGGAGGGCGCGUCGGACAAGGUCAUGGAGGAUCUUGGGGAGGAGUUGUGGACCGGCGAAGAUUUGGGUAUCCCUGUUUAUAACACCGAAGACGGAACGGACCUUAGUGAACUUCCCAGCACAAGAUCACUCACGCGUGAGCUGUGUGAUCAGAUUUUCACGAAACCCAUUCAUUGGUCGAUCGCGACUAAUUUCCCCGACACCGCCACCCACGCCAUUGACUUCGGGCCAGGUGGCCUCAGUGGAAUUGGGCCCUUGACCGCCCGUAAUCUUGAUGGCCUUGGUGUUCGCGUCAUUGUUGUUGGCGACAAGACGAAGGGGGAUGCAGAGUUGUACGAUGCCAUCACCGUCAAACACGAAGAAUGCUGGAGCAAGAAGUGGGCUCCUAAGUUGGUCAAGACUAGUGAUGGCACUAUCCAUCUCGAUACGCCAUUCUCUCGCUUGUUGGGCAAGCCACCCAUCAUGGUGGCCGGUAUGACGCCGACGACCGUCAAGGCGGGCUUCGUCUCUGCUGUUCUUUCCGCUGGCUAUCAUGUCGAACUUGCUGGUGGUGGCCACUACAAUGCCUCCGCCCUUCGCGCCAAGGUCGCAGAAAUCCAGGCCAACAUCCCUGCUGGCGUUGGCCUUACCCUCAACGCCCUCUAUAUCAAUCCCCGUCAAUUCAACUUCCAAUUCCCUCUGUGGCAGGAGAUGCGCCGCGAGGGUCUUCCCAUCGAAGGUUUCUGUGUUGCUGCUGGUAUUCCUAGCACCGAGAAGGCCAAAGAAAUCAUCGAUGGCCUUAAGGCAGCUGGUAUUCGUCACGUCGCAUUCAAGCCCGGUAGCGUCGAUGGUAUCAGGCAAGUAGUCAACAUCGCGUUGGCAAACCCCGACUUCCCCAUCAUCAUGCAAUGGACUGGUGGUCGCGCCGGUGGCCAUCAUUCCUUCGAAGAUUUCCAUCAACCGAUUCUAUCUACAUACCGUGCCAUCCGUCAAGCCGAGAAUAUUAUCCUCGUCGGUGGUAGUGGAUUUGGUGCGAAGGAUGGAGAAGACGUUUUCCCCUACCUCACGGGAGAGUGGUCGAAGGCGAUGUACGGGGCACAGUUGAUGCCAUUCGACGGUUUCCUCUACGCCAGCCGGGUAAUGGUGGCGAAGGAAGCACAUACUAGCGGAAGCGUGAAGGACCUGAUUGUCGCCGCGGCUGGUGUUGACGACAGCAAGUGGGAAGGGACAUACAAGGCGCCGACUGGUGGCAUUCUCACUGUGCGUUCCGAGCUCGGUGAACCGAUCCAUAAGGUCGCGAACCGUGGUGUGAAGUUGUGGAAGGAGUUCGAUGACACCGUCUUCAAGCUGCCGAAGGAGAAACGAGACGCCUGGUUGUCUCAACAUCGUGACGAGGUGAUUAUGAAGCUCAAUCGGGACUUCAGCAAGCCGUGGUUUGGAUGGAAGAAGGACGACACCGUGGCGAUCGACUUGCGCGACAUGACUUAUGAGGAGACUGUCUUGAGGAUGAUCAGGUUGAUGUUCGUCGCGCACGAGAAGCGUUGGGUGGAUAUAAGCUUGAGGAAUCUGACCGGUGAUUGGUUGAGACGUGUUGAGGAGCGCUUCGCCGGUGUCAACGGGGGAGGGAACAAGGCCAGUAUCCUCCAAAGCUACGCAUCAUUGGACGACCCCCUCCCUUUCGUCGAGGCGUUCUUGAAGAAGUACCCACUUGCCAAAGAGCAGCUCCUUGCCUCCGAGGAUCGUGCUUACUUCCUCGCUAUCGCUCAACGCCCUGGUCAGAAGCCUGUGCCAUUCAUUCCCAUUCUAGACGCUAGUUUCGAGGUUUGGUUCAAGAAGGAUUCCCUUUGGGCGGCGGAAGAUAUCGAGGCUGUAUUUGACCAGGAUCCGGAACGUGUCUGCGUCCUCCAAGGCCCUGUCGCGGUCAAGCAUGCUAUCGUCAAAGACGAGCCUAUCAAAGAGCUCCUUGGUGGUAUUAACCAGUCCCUCAUCAAGCGCCUUUUGGAUAGCAAGUAUGCAGGCGACUCAAAUAAAGUCCCAACCGUUGAUUAUCUUGCUCCUUCUCCCCUAACAACCUCCCCCACUUCCAACGGUCCUACCACCUAUACAGUCGGCGACGUGCUACCCGACACCCAGACCUGGCUUGAAACUUUGAGCGGCCAUAAACUGACAUGGUUGAAGGCUUUGUUGACUUCAACUACAAUCGUCCAAGGCACUUCUUACAUUGACAAUCCUCUUCGCCGCAUUCUUGCCCCCCGUCACAAACAGAAAGUCGUUGUCACCUUCGAUGGGCAGGAUCCUGCGUCUCUCACCGCUUACGGCGCGGCUCGUUCCUUCGGUCAGCCCUUAGAGGGAUUCAAGGCCGUCGAGAUCACUUACCACAAAUCUACGGGGCUCAUCGACCUCAUCAUGUUCGAGGAGCGCCGCAAUGUUUCUGUUCCCCUUUUGCUGCAAUUCCAGUAUAAGCCCUCGCAAGGGUUUGCCCCGAUCCACGAAGUCGCCGAAGGUCGAAACAAGAGGAUCAAAGAAUUCUACUGGAAACUCUGGUACGGUGACGACGAGAGUUUGCCCGAGAUCGACUUGAAGGCAUCCUUCUCCGGUCCCGAGGUCGUCAUUGCUGCGGAAACUGUGGAGAAGUUCUGCUCUGUGGUUGGAAAUCAAGGUGAGGAGUUCAAGACCAGCAGGAACGAGUCCGUGAAGGCUCCAAUGGAUUUCGCUAUCGUUACCGGGUGGCAGGCGAUCAUUAAAUCAAUCUUCCCUGGAGCUGUCGACGGAGACCUUCUCAAACUCGUUCAUCUUUCGAACGGAUUCAAGAUGGUGGAGGGUGCGAGGCCCCUCCAAGUCGGCGACAUCUGUAAAGCAGAGGCACGCAUUGCUUCUGUGACCAACAGCAACGAAGGCAAGAUUGUGAAGGUAAAGGGCCAUGUGUACCGUGAUUCUAACCCGGUUAUCCAAGUCGUCUCGGCCUUCCUCUACCGCGGUCGUUUCACUGACUACGAGAAUACUUUCGAGACAACAGAGGAACCCGACUAUCUAGUGCCCUUGGAGAAUGACGCCCACGUCGGCGUACUGCAAUCUAAGGAGUGGUUUGAAUGGAGCGACCCCUCCCAACCCCUCCUUGCCGGCACCUCCCUCAUAUUCCGUAUCCAGUCCCAAUUCUCGUUCAAGGAUCGCGUCUCUUACAAGGACGUCAUGGUCACCGGUGAUGUCUUCGUUCGAGAUCAGCUCAAACGUUUGGUGAAAGUCGGCUCUGUAUAUUUCCAACACGAAGACUCAAAGGGCAAUCCAGUCCUCGCCUACCUUCAGCGUCACGGCGCACCCCAAGGAUUGCCAACACCCCUCGCUAACGAUGGAUAUACUAUGACUGGGGAGGGCGUCCCAACCACUUUCAAUGCGCCUUUGACCAACGAGCCGUAUUCCAAUGUCUCGGGCGACUUCAACCCGAUUCACAUCAACCCUUACUUCUCGGACUACGCCUCCCUUCCUACCACCAUUACCCAUGGCCUCUGGUCAAGCGCCGCUACUAGGCGAUAUAUCGAGAAUGUCGUUGCGAAAGGGAAGCCCGAGCGAGUCCUCGCCUAUGAUGUCAACUUUGUUGGCAUGGUUCUUCCUGGCGACGAACUCAGCGUCAAAAUCCGCCAUGUCAGCAUGAGAGAUGGGAACAUGGUCGUCAACAUUGAGACAACCAACACGCGAGGCGAGAAGGUCCUCCAAGGCUCAGCGGAAAUCGCACAACCUACCACCGUCUAUGUUUUCACCGGUCAGGGUUCGCAGGAGCCUGGUAUGGGUAUGGAUCUCUAUAAUUCUUCGCCUGCUGCUCGCGCUGUUUGGGACGGUGCUGAUGCUCACUUGCUCGCCGUCUAUGGGUUCUCGAUCACGGAGAUUGUCAAGGAUAACCCGAAAGAGAAGACGAUCCACUUUGGAGGUAUUAAGGGCCAGGCAAUCCGGAAGCGCUACAUGGACAUGACCUACGACACCAUGGACAAAGACGGCAACGUCAAAACUCUCCCUCUCUUCGCUGACAUCGACAUACGUACCCCCAAGUACACAUUCAGUCAUCCCAACGGUCUUCUAUUUGCCACACAGUUCGCCCAAAUUGCCCUUGUCGUCACCGAGAAGGCCGCCUUCGAGGAUAUGCGCAUGAAAGGCUUCGUACAGAAGGACUGUGCUUUCGCCGGUCACUCCCUCGGUGAAUACUCUGCGUUGGCGUCAAUCGCCGACGUCCUCCACAUCUCCGCUCUUGUCGAUGUCGUGUUCUAUCGUGGAAUUACAAUGCAACGCGCUGUGGAACGCGAUGCAGAGAACCGAUCCAACUACGCGAUGUGCGCUGUCAACCCGAGUCGAAUCUCAAGCUCUUUCACCGACGCCGCAUUGCGCGAGGUCGUCGAUUCCAUUGCCUCCGUCUCGGGCUCGCUGCUGGAAAUCGUCAACUACAAUGUCGAGGGACAACAAUACGUCUGCGCUGGUGAACUUGUGGCAUUGCAAACAAUGACCAAUGUGUUGAACUACUUGAAAGUCCAGAAGAUCGACAUUGCCAAGCUUACGGAAACCUUCACUGUGGAGAAAGUGAAAGAGAUGCUUCGAGACAUCGUCAAAGAAUGCUUCGACCGCGCUAAGAAACAGCAAGAGGCGGAGGGCUACAUCAAGCUUGAGAGAGGUUUCGCUACCAUUCCCCUCCCUGGCAUUGAUGUUCCAUUCCACUCGCGUUAUCUAUGGGCUGGUGUCAUGCCCUUCCGUGCUUAUCUUUCCAAGAAGAUUAACGCUGCACACUUGAACCCGGAUAUGCUCGUCGGCAAAUACAUUCCAAAUCUGGUUGCCAAACCCUUCGACGUCUCGCAAGAAUAUGCUCAGCUGAUUUACGACCAAACAUCUUCGCCUCGCCUCGACAAGGUCCUCAAGAAGUGGGAAUCGGAGAACUGGGGAGGAGCCGAACAACGCCAGAAACUCGCUUAUAUCAUUCUCGUUGAACUUCUGGCCUACCAAUUCGCCUCGCCCGUUCGUUGGAUAGAAACGCAAGACAGACUUUUCACUCAAUUCGCCUUUGAACGCCUGAUCGAACUUGGCCCCUCCCCCACUCUUACUGGAAUGGCGUCUCGCACGCUGAAAGCCAAGUACGAAGCUGCAGACGACUCUGUGACACGGUCUCGUAUCAUCCUCUGCCACGCAAAGAACGUCAAAGAAAUCUACUACCAAUUCGAGGAUGAGCCCGAAGCUCCCGCCGACUCUUCAUCAUCUCCGGAGCCCGCUGCUUCCGCCCCAUCUACUCCCGUUGCCGUCCCUGUAGCGUCUGCUCCUGCCCCCGCUGCUUCCGGCCCUGUCGUGUCCAUUGAAGACGUGCCCAUCAAGGCCGUUGAUAUACUGAGCGUCAUUGUUGCCCAGAAGUUGAAGAAACGCGUCGAUGAGGUACCUCUUGGCAAGUCGAUCAAAGACCUCGUCGGAGGCAAGUCAACUCUUCAGAACGAAAUCUUGGGUGAUCUUCAGUUGGAGUUCACAUCUGCACCUGAAAAAGGAGAGGAGCUUCCACUCGAAGAACUCGGGUCCGCUCUCGGCUCUGGACAUAGCGGGUCCCUCGGGAAAUACACUGCUGGUCUCGUCUCCCGCAUGGUUGGCGGGAAAAUGCCGGGAGGAUUCAACGCGUCUGCAAUCAAGACAUAUCUUUCCAAGAGUUGGGGCUUAGGUCCCUCUCGCUCAGAUGCCGUGCUGCUGCUCGGAACAACUUUGGAACCCCCCAAACGUCUUGGAUCAGAACCCGAAGCUAAGACUUGGCUCGACGGUGUCGUUUCCACCUACGCCCAAAGAGCUGGCAUAUCUCUCUCCGCUCCUGGUGCCGGGGGCGCCGGUGGUGCUUCUGGUGGCGGCGCCGUAAUCAACAGCGAAGAGUUCAUCAAGUUCCAAGCAGAUCAGGAGCAAUUCGCCGCGCAACAAAUCGAACUCUACAUGCGCUAUCUCAAGCGUGACUCCCGCGCUGGCGAGAUCGCCUUUGACACAGAGAAAGCGACUUCGGCGUCUCUUCAAGCUAAGCUCGACAGCAUCACGAAAGAGCAUGGCGAUACUUAUAUUGAGGGCAUUCAACCAUUCUUCGAUCCGUUGAAGGCCCGUCGCUUCGACUCCUCCUGGAAUUGGGUUCGUCAAGAUGCAUUGCUCAUGUACUACGACAUCAUCUUUGGUCGCCUUACUACUGUUGAUCGUGAGAUCACAGCUCGCUGCAUCGCAUUGCUUAAUCGCGCAGAUCCGGAGAUGCUCACAUACAUGCAGUAUCAUAUCAAUCAGUGUGAUCCGUCCAAGGGAGAGAACUACGCGCUUGCGAAGGAGUUCGGUCAACGCUUGAUCGACAAUACACGGGAAGUACUUGGCCAACCGCCAUUGUACAAGGAUGUUACCUUCCCCACUGCGCCGCACACCGAAGUAACGGACAAAGGUGAUAUUGUCUACUCUGAGGUUGUCCGCGAGAAUGUCCGCAAGUUGGAGGCGUACGUCGAGGAGAUGGCCAGCGGCGAUACUGUGUCUACUCCUGUGAACAUCCAGAAGGUCCAGGACGAUGUUUUGAAGUUGUGGACGGUCGUCAAAUCUCAACCAGGCAUCAGUCAGGAGCAGAAGAACCGUAUCAAGGCGUUAUACGAGGGCGUCGUUCGAUCACUGCGAAAGAAUCCUGAAGCUAGACCUCGACCGGGCGUUCGCAAUCGACGAUCCUCUUCUCAGUUCCUUCGUCCUCAGAUUUCGACCAUUUCUUCCGUCUCAGGGGACAAGAUUCCCCUUCUCCAUCUCAAGCGCAAAGUCGGCGUCAACUGGGAAUACAGCAGCAAUCUCACUGGUGUCUACCUCGACGUGCUUCACGAAAUCGCCACUUCCGGGACUACCUUCAAAGACAAGAAUGCUCUCCUUACCGGCGUAGGCAAAGGGUCUAUCGGUGUCGAAAUUCUCAAGGGUCUCCUCUCCGGCGGUGCUCACGUUGUUGUCACAACUUCGCGUUAUAGCCGAGCCACCGUCGAGUACUACCAGUCCAUCUAUCAUAGCUUCGGAAGUCGUGGCUCUGCCCUCACAGUUGUCCCAUUCAACCAAGGCUCAAGGCAGGAUGUGGAAGCUCUCGUGGAUUACAUCUAUGCUACACUCGGCAUGGAUCUCGACUACAUCCUUCCCUUCGCCGCAGUUCCUGAAAAUGGUCGCGAGAUAGAUGGCCUCGAUGACAAGUCAGAGCUUGCUCACAGAAUCAUGCUUGUGAACCUUCUUCGUAUUCUCGGCGCCGUGAAGAAUAAGAAGGCCAGCCGCCACUUCGUCACUCGUCCCACGCAGGUCAUCCUACCCUUGUCUCCCAAUCACGGCCUUUUCGGCAACGAUGGUCUCUAUUCAGAGUCGAAGAUUUCCCUCGAGACGCUCUUCAACCGCUGGAAUUCGGAAAGCUGGGGGGAAUACUUGUGUUUAGCUGGUGCAGUCAUUGGUUGGACUCGUGGCACUGGGUUGAUGAGUGCUACCAACAUAGUCGCCCACGAGUUGGAAACUUACGGCGUGCGCACCUUCUCCGCGAAGGAGAUGGCAUUCAACGUCCUCGGCCUCAUGCAUCCUCUCCUCUUCAGUAUUACCCAGGUUGAACCAAUCUGGGCGGACCUCAACGGCGGCAUGGAUCGUCUACCUGACCUCGCCGAAAUUACGAACCGCAUUCGCACGGACCUGCUCAAGAAGGGCGAUCUGCGUCGCGCCAUCACCAGGGACAACUCAGCCGAUUUCACCGUCGUCAAUGGUGUAGAAGCUGAGCGCCUCCUCCAAACUGUCGAAAUCACUCCACGUGCCAACUUCCGUUUCGAUUUCCCUCAACUUGAGACCCCCGAGAGCCUUGCUGACGUUGCCAAGCUCCAGGGAAUGAUUGAUCUCGAAAAGGUCAUCGUCCUCACUGGGUACGGUGAAGUCGGGCCUUGGGGAAGUGCUAGAACGCGUUGGGAGAUGGAAGCUCGUGGCGAAUUCACGAUCCAAGGCUGCAUCGAGAUGGCAUGGAUGAUGGGCUACAUCAAACAUUUCGAUGGGAAACUCAAGGACGGCUCACUGCAUGUGGGCUGGGUUGAUAGCAAGACUGGCGAGCCGGUUGACGACAAAGACGUUCGCGGACGCUACGAAAAGGACAUUCUUGCCCAUGCCGGUAUCCGGCUCAUCGAACCUGAACUGUUCCGUGGCUAUGACCCGAACAAGAAGGUCUUCAACCAGGAAAUCGAGCUCAUCCACGACCUUGAGGCCAUCGAAGUGUCCGAAUCGGAAGCUCAGAAAUUCAAGUAUCAGCAUGGCGACAAAUGUGACAUCUGGGCCGGCAAAGACGGCUCCUGGUUCGUCAAGUUCAAGAAGGGUGCCUGUGUCUUCGUUCCGAAAGCGUUUAAGUUCAGCCGAACCGUCGCUGCUCAAAUCCCCACCGGGUGGCACGCUGGCCGCUAUGGCAUUCCGGAUGAUAUCAUUGCUCAAACAGAUCGUGCCACUCUUUGGGCUCUCGUCUGCGCUGCUGAGGCACUCAACAACUCCGGUGUCACUGAUCCCUACGAACUCUACAAAUAUAUACACCCGUCUGAAGUCGGAACGUGUAUCGGCAGUGGUAUGGGUGGUGUCGUGAGUAUGGCGAAGAUGUUCAAGGAUCGUCGCGACGAAAAGGAUGUUCAGAAUGAUAUCCUCCAAGAGACCUUCAUCAACACGACUGCCGGUUGGAUCAAUCUACUCCUCAUGUCUUCCAGCGGACCUGUCAAGAUUCCUGUCGGUGCCUGUGCUACGGCUCUUCAGUCUCUUGAGAUUGCCUGCGAUACCAUCCUCUCUGGCAAGGCCAAGGUCAUGCUCGCAGGUGGCUUUGAUGAUCUGAGUGAGGAAGGAUCCUAUGAAUUCGCCAACAUGAAGGCUACAAGUAACGCUGAGACCGAAUUCGCUAUGGGACGCGAGCCGACCGAAAUGUCUCGCCCAGCAACAACGACGCGUGCAGGGUUCAUGGAGGCGCAAGGAACCGGCAUUCACAUCGUCAUGAGCGCGAAGACUGCUCUUGAGCUCGGCGCUCCUAUUCGUGGUAUCCUCGCAUUCACUUCGACAUCUACUGACAAAGCUGGCCGAUCUGUCCCUGCUCCGGGUCGUGGCGCUCUCACAGUCGCCAGAGAAGUACCAUCGAAGCACCCCCUUCCCAUCCUCGACAUCAAUUACCGCUCUCGUCAACUUUCCUUCCGCCGCAACCAGAUCUCCCAAUGGCUUGACAAUGAGCGCGCUCAACUCCAGCAAGAGCUCGAGUUCCGAAAGGAAUCGGGCGAGCCCAUUGACGACGAAUAUCUUACCUCGCGCGUCGCUGCUAUGGAGAAAGAAGCUAAACAGCAAGAGAAGGACGCACUUGCUAUGUACGGCAUGCUUGAAGGCUCUGAUCCCCGUGUCGCCCCCAUCCGCCGUGCACUUGCUGUUUGGGGACUUACUGCUGAUGACGUUGGUGUUCUUUCAAUUCACGGUACAAGUACUGGAGCAAACGAGGAGAAUGAGACCCAUAUUUGGAACGAGAUCUUCACCAACAUCGGUCGUACGCCUGGUAACGCCGUUCCGGUCAUGGCGCAGAAGAGCUUGCUCGGUCACUCGAAGGGUGGUUCUGCAUCCUGGCAAAUGGGUGGCUUGUCGCAGACCAUCCUCAAUGGCAUCAUCCCCGGAAACAGGAAUUCAGACAACAUCGAUUCUCACUUCCAAGAUCGUCACUUCCUCAUGUUCCCUUCGAAGUCAAUCCACACCGACGGCAUUCGCGCUGGCGCUAUGUCAUCAUUCGGCUUCGGUCAAGUUGGUGGCACUGCUGUCCUCGUUCAUCCUCGUUACCUCAUGGGUGCUCUUGAGCCUUCUUACUACAAGGGCUACGUAGAACGCAAUCGCUCGCGCAGUCUCCAGGCCUACAAGGCGAUGAGUGAGAUGAUGAUCAAGCCUUCCCUCGUUCGCAUCAAGGAGGCUCCCCCCUACACCCCCGACCUCGAGGAUAAGGUCCUCCUCAACUCUAUGGCUCGUGCUAGCUUCGACUCCAAGAACGGUAGUUAUACAUUCAAGGCUAACUUGCCCAAAGCCCCGGAGUUCGACGGCAAGAAUGUCCAAGCAAUCACUGAGGCGAUCUCAGUUCCUCCUGCUUCUGACUCAGCCAUCGGUGUUGGCGUAGACCAAGAAUUGAUCUCUGCUGUACCAUCGCAUAACCCUACCUUCGUUGCUCGCAACUUCACCGAUGCCGAAAUAAUAUAUUGUCGCGCUCAACCCUCGCCCCCAUCAUCAUUCGCAGCCCGUUGGGUCGCUAAGGAGGCCAUCUUCAAGUCUCUCGGCGUUCGGUCCAAAGGGGCCGCAGCUUCCAUGAAAGACAUUGAGAUCCUCAAUAACGACCAGGGCGUUCCUACCGUCACUCUUCACGGCGAUGCUGCUGCUGAGGCACAAGCAAAGGGCAUAAAGAAUGUCCUUAUUUCCCUCAGUCACUCUGAUACUGUCGCCAUCGCGUUCGCCCAAGCCACGAAAUCUGCAUAA